Dimorphilus gyrociliatus is the source of this 3144-nucleotide messenger RNA. The record is from the annotation of a GenBank genome assembly. NCBI's taxonomy places the organism in Eukaryota, Metazoa, Annelida, Polychaeta, Dinophilidae.
AGAGUAACAUCGAUUUCUUCAAUAUAAAUAUUGUGUCGUCCAUCACUAAUGAAAAUGAAAGAUAUACCGUUUCACCACUUUGUCGCUCAACAGUUAAAGGAUUUACAAACGUAAAGAUUGAAAAAGAUAGCCGAAAAAGUGCAUUGACGGGGCGUAAGAGCUGCCGUGUUGCAAUUCAACGUUGGCUGCGCAAGAAGCCAAUCAAUUAUUCUUCUACAGCCAAACGCGCCAAACAACAAACUAACAAGAUGGCGGAUGAUGAAGAUUGUCAAGAGCAGCUAACAUCCCUGGUGGAACAGCAUACAUCUUUAUUCUCAUUAAAUUCAUCUUCUUCAUCUGGUUCCUCCUCUCCAACUGAUACCCCGAGCCAUCCUGCCAAACGUUGUUUCGGACCCAAAUAUAAACUGAUAAGUGAAGGCGAUCUGCUGGUCUGUCGUCUUAACCAUACACGGACAAUUAUAAGUAAAAUAAUGAAUUCAAAGUAUUUACGUCGUUGGGAACAACACCAUAUAAUAUUAACCGAUAAAGAUAUUACAUCUGCUAAAGCAUCAGGAUUUAUGGAGGAUAAAAUUCCAUACUCUAUGAUAGAAGAUGUUAAUAUUGUUUCUAGAUGGGACGCUGGUCAUAGAUUCUGUUUGAGAAUUACCAUUCCGGAUGGAUCGUUAUUAUUACAGACUCCUAACAUAUACAUACGGGACCAAUGGAUGCACUCUGUUCAAUGGAAGCGCCAUAGUAUGAAAUAUUUAAAACUUCUUUUAUACUCGCAAAGGCCAGAAGUGCUACUUAAAGAAAUAAAGAACAUGGUCGAUAUGACGCUGACUACUUACAUACAAGAUGAUUGCGUCAGACAGUUUCCUCUAGAGGUUAUAUCUAGAGUGCUACAAGAGAAAAUGAACUUAAUUAGUGAAUCUGAACAUGAACAAAUCAUCAUAUGCAUGACGCCAUUAUUAGAAAACACUCAUCCCACACAGGAAAUCUGCGAUUUUUUUAGCACGCAUUGUAAGAAUAGCCCUAGGUCGCAGUUGGUCAUAGAUUUAUUUACUCCAGUAGUUAUUCGUAUACUAAAACACAAUAUGGACUUUGGAAAAUACCCACGUUCAAGAGCAUUUAUACAGGACUAUUUACAGUCCUUGAGCUCUCUUAAUGAUAAUAAACGAGCCAUAAAAGACUUAGUGAAAAGAAUACAUGGUCUUGGAAGCGUUUGUCCACAUCCUCGGGUACUACCAAACGUUAUUGCAGUUUGUCUAGCUGCGUUAUACAGUUGCUAUGAAGAAUUAAAACAAUUUAACUUAAACUGGUUUUCUACGAGUGAAAUUAAUCAAAAAAUAUCUUGCUACUGUUCGGUAUUCGAAAUGGCGUCAGAGUAUGAUGACUGGAGGCCUACUUUAGGCUCUCUCUUACAACCAAUUCCUUUUCCGGAAGCAGCUCUAGGUCACACAUUCUUUGCGCAACAAAUUUUGCCGACAAUUCGGUCUAUUGCUGCUGACAGUCGUUGUGUUGUUCAUAAUACUGUAUUGGGAAUUCGCGAUGGUAAAGAGGGUUGGUGGAAUUUAUUUUGUCCGGGAGGAAUUUGUUGCGUGGACGAUGGUGAACUGUUUGGUCUAAUGAUAAAGACUUUAAUGAACUGUUGCUGCCGACGGAAAAGGUUCCUGGAAGGUAUGUCGAAGAUGAUUAGCCCCUGUAUGCUACUCGCCUUACGAGAUAAUACACCUGCCAUGGAUGUUUUAUGUGCGAUGCUGGAAUUCGAAACCACCUCUUCCCCCGAUCUUAAAAUGCAAAUGAUAACGACUUUACAAAGUACUAAAGUUGGCAAGAAAAUGUACACCAGCUUAUGCGAAAGACAAAUAGCUUUAAGAGAAUUACAGCAGCGCGGUGGUCCUCGAAAAUUAACAUUACCUUCAAAAUCAACAGAUGCUGAUUUAUCAAAAAUGCUUUCAUCCGGUUCUUUCGGGAAUCUAGAAUGUUUAAGUUUAGCUUUCACACAAGUUACCUCAGCUUGUGCGAAAGAUUUAAUCAAGUUACCUGCUCUUCGAUAUUUAAAUCUUUGGUCUACGCAGUUUGGGGAUUGUGGUUUACAGUUGCUUUCUGAGCACAUGCAUAAGCUUCAAGUCCUUAAUCUAUGUGAAACGCCCGUAACGGAUAGAGGAUUGUCGUGCCUCGUUUCUAUGAAAAACUUAAGAAAGCUGAAUCUGAAUAGUACGUCACUUUCUGCCUUAACUUUCGAAAGCCUCAAGGAAAAACUUCCAGCUCUUCAAGAAUUUGACGUUAGGUAUACAGAUGCUUGGUAAUUAAACUGUAUAUGCUUAAGAAAAACAAUGGAGAAAAACUGAUUUGUCAUUCUUUGUAUUGUAUUCAGUGUUCUAUGUUCUGAUUAUGUAUUUUGUGAUCUGUAAUAAGUGGCUUUUGUGAGUAAAACCUGUAAAACUGCCUAAUUUUUUUCAUUACAAAAGGAAAAAGUAUAAGCCUUAAAGGCAAAAAAUAUCAAACUCUAAAUAUUUAUGAAAGUCGCCGUUAAUUCAAACCUUUAAAUUUGUUUUUUUUGUAUGACAUCUUGAUACAAACAUGCAAAAGAAAAACAAGUAUAGACUAAAUUCGGUUAUAUUUACUUAUGAAACGUUUCUAUUUUUCUGAUCUAGUAACGAUGGAUACGUCAGGUUUCGUAGGCCCAUUUAAAUAGAUGAAUUAAUGAAAAAGUUCAAAAAACUGCUUCAUUGAUGAUCUUCUUUUGCCGGAUUGCGACGAUUUGUACACUCAACUGGAAAAUUUAUCCUAUAAAAAAUCGCUAGAUAAUAAAAUUCCUUCUAUCAGGGAGGGAAAGAUACGGAGACUUUUUAACAAAAGCCAAAUCGAUCUUCUUUUUUUUUUUAAUAUAAAGGAAUCUUAAGAAGUGUUUUUCGCUCACAAGGACAAUGAGUGGAUGAUCUUAAAAUAGAAGUAAAUGUAUACAACUGAAAAUACACUAUAAGAAGACUAAUUAGUGACAUUCAUCAAAGAUCUUAGGAAUAUGAAGAUGGAGAAAUACGUCAUGUUUACCAUUUCCACAUAAGGAAAACUCGACUGCUUACUCAAAAAUUUGAUUCUAAUACUUAAUAAUCUCUUACUUCUCCAAUUAAUAUGAAAUUGUAUCGAAAGCUUCUAACCAAU